Molecule: messenger RNA, 234 nt
Organism: Symbiodinium natans
Lineage: Eukaryota; Dinophyceae; Suessiales; Symbiodiniaceae
Source: the annotation of a GenBank genome assembly
AUGGAGGUCAUCACGCUUCAGUUUGGCCACUUCGCCAACCACGUCGGGGCACACUACUGGAACCUCCAGGAUGAAGCUGCGGCGCAGGAGGAGAGCGCGGGAGACGAUGAGGAAGGCUUGAUCGACCAUACGCGGCUGUUCCAUGCUGCAGAGUCGCACGGCCAACUUUCCUGGAGGCCUCGAGCCAUGGUUGUUGACCGCGCCGGCGCCCUGGGCGCCGUCGUGCCCGCGAAG